GGGGAAAGACUUCACCUUCGAGUACAUCCAGAGGGAAGGCCUCCGAGAGCCCCUGGUCUUCGAGAAGUCAGACGGCCUCGGAAUCCAAAUGCCAGAUCCGGAUUUCAGUGUGAGCGACGUGAAGCUGUUUGUAGGGAGCCGUAGGAUGAUUGACGUGAUGGACGUCACGACUCAGAAGGGCAUCGAGAUGUCUAUGGGCCAGUGGAGGCGUUACUACGAGACGCCGCCGUCCCAGAGGGAGAAGCUCUACAAUGUCAUCAGCCUGGAGUUCAGUCACACCAAACUGGAGAACCUGGUCAAGAGGCCCGCAUCGGUGGACGUGAUCGACUGGGUGGACAACAUGUGGCCGCGCCAUCUGAAGGAGAGACAGCGGGAUUCGACCAAUUCCAUAAUAGACAUGCAAUACCCAAAAGUACAGAAGUAUUGUCUCAUGAGUGUCGAGGGCUCCUUCACUGACUUCCACAUUGAUUUCGGUGGCACUUCUGUUUGGUACCACAUCCUACGAGGAGGAAAGGUGUUCUGGCUGAUCCCACCCACUCCCCAGAACCUGGAGCUGUACGAGAACUGGGUGCUGUCGGGGAAACAGGGGGACAUCUUCCUGGGUGACAAAGCGUCGCAGUGCCAGCGCAUCGAACUCAAACAGGGGUACACUUUCAUGAUACCCUCAGGGUGGAUCCAUGCUGUCUACACUCCAGUGGACACGCUGGUGUUCGGAGGGAACUUCCUUCACAGCUUCAACAUUCCCAUGCAGCUCAACAUUUAUAGUAUUGAGGACCGGACAAGGGUGCCGGCUAAGUUCCGUUACCCUUUCUAUUACGAGAUGUGUUGGUAUGUGCUGGAGAGGUACCUGUACUGCCUGACCAACGUCUCACACCUCACCCCGGAGUUCCAGAAGCAGUCGCUCGGCAUUGGCCUGAAACGAGAAGACUUCCACCAGGAACAGGAACCGAAUGGCCAAACCAAAGAGAAGGAGGAGGAGGAGGAGGAGGAGGAGGGCGAAGAAAAAGACCAGGAAGACAACAAAGAGAAGGAGGAGGAGGAGGAGGUGAAGAAGGAGGAAGUGAAGGAAGAGGAGGAGGAUGAGGAAGAGGCCUCAGCGUCUCCAGCUGGUAAGCUGGGUGUGAAGGUGCACCUGACGCCCCUGGAGCUGGAAGGCCUGUGGCACCUGUUGAACAAGCUGGAGGAGCUGCCCACCCACAAGAAGUGCGUUCCAUCCGGCAUCCGCAACGCCCCCGCCCUGCUCAGCGACAUACGGACGUUGCUUGAGGAACACGCUGAUGAUGACCCUGGAUUGUCCUACACUGGAAAACCCAUCGUGAAAUGGCCCAGACGGCCCUCGUGGUACCGCCCCCCCACCCCUCCCCCUGCGCUGGUCUACCGGCCGCGGCCCCCCGGAGCGGCGGCGAAGCUGUCGGGGCCCCGGGCCCCCCGGAGGCCUGCGGAGGCGCUGCGGCGGCGGCGGGUGCGCUGCAAGCGCUGCGAGGCGUGCCUGCGGAGCGAGUGCGGCGACUGCAUCUUCUGCCGCGACAUGAAGAAGUUCGGCGGGCCCGGCCGCCUCAAGCAGUCCUGCCUGCUGCGCCACUGUCACACCCCGGGUUUGCCCAACUCUGCGGUGUGUACCGUGUGUGGCGAGGGCAACCCCGACGGGGAGAACUCUACCCCGACACUUAUGGAGUGCUCUGCCUGUGCCAAGAUCACACACCCAGAGUGCCUCAAGGAACCGAGAGAGGGUGUGAUUAAUAUGGACUUGCCCAGUUACUGGAAGUGUCCCAGAUGUAUUCAGGAGAAGAAAACCGAGUCUGGCAACAGUAGUAGUGAUGAUGAUGAAGAUAAAAGCAGUGCCGUCUUGGGCGCCCGGGUCUCCGCGUCGGUGCCACCAGCCAAACAUGCCCACCGGGAGGGCAUCGGGGUACGCGAGGGCCGCAGAGGAAGGCGACCCCUGACCCCGUCCAGGCGCCUGCCGCCCCCGUCCCAGAGGCUGCUCCUCCAGCAACAGCAGAACAGGAAGAGGGCUGGAGCCCUGGAACUACAGCUCAGGAAGAGGAUUAAAUUGGAGCGAAAUAAGAUCUUGCAGUCGAAGCCGUCGUCUCUUUCUCUCUCCCCUAAGCUCCUGCGCCAGCGCAGUGCGGAGAGGGGGGGCGGGGACAAGACCGGGCUGGGCCGCGGAGCCUCCAGAGGUAGAGGAGCGUCGGCCUUACAGAUCCCCACCCUGACGCCUGUGGGCCGGGGCAGGGGCCGGGGCGUCAGGCUCAGGGGGGGAGGGAGAGGGGGAGGAGGAGGAGGAGGUGCGGAGAGGGGCAGCGGGGAGAUGCAGCGCGGCAGAGUUGAACGGGAUGACACGGCCGACGACAGCGAGGACGAGGAAGACGAAGAGGAGGAGAGGAAGGAGAACCGGCCGCAGCAGCAGCGGGCCAGACGAGGGAAGGAACAGACACAGGAGGAGGACGAAGAGGAGGAGGAGGAGGACGACAACGAGGACGACAGUGAAGAAGGAGAGCAAAAGAAUGGUGGAGGGGAGAGAGACGAUGGAGAGGAGGAAGAGGAGGAGGAGGAGGAAGAAGACGAGGAGGAGGAGGGGAGUAGGCCGGGACCACCGAGUGCAGCUGUUCUGCUGGGCGACGAGGCACGGAACCAGAAUUCCUGCCUGACUGUGAAACUCCAGCAGGUGUCCCGUGGCCACCGUGACCCCAACGCCAUCGUCCCCAAGCUGGAGGCUGCCAUGACGCCCCGCUCGCCACCCUCCGUCCAGCGCGCCUCCCUGCUCCGCCCUCCCCUCCGCAACGGAGCCUCCCACGCCAGCCCUCAUCCGGCCACGCCGGCGCCACGCUCUGCACGCCCAGAGAAGCCCUUAUCCAGCGGCCCGGGCCGCACCGCGGGGCGAGGAUCCCGGGUACACUGGCAGACCAACGCCCACUCCUCCUCAUCAUCGUCCUCCUCCUUACACUCUUCGCUCCAGCUCUCUGCCCGGGACGGAGGGAGUGGGCCGGGCUUUGAGAAGGAGGUGUGGGUGUCCGUGUUCCGGUACCUGAGCCAGGCCGAGCUCUGCGUCUGCAUGGCCGUCUGCAAGAGCUGGUACAAGUGGGGCUGUGACAAGCGCUUGUGGGUGAAGAUCGACCUGAACCGCUGCCGCUCCCUCAGCGCCCAGGCGCUCUCGGGCAUCAUCAAACGCCAGCCCGUCUCCCUGGACCUCUCCUGGACAGCCAUCUCAAAGAAGCAGCUCACCUGGCUCAUCAACAGACUACCAGGCCUAAAAGACCUGGUGUUGUCCGGCUGCUCCUGGAUGUGUCUCUCUGCCCUGAGCUCCACCACCUGUCCUCUGCUGCGCUCCCUGGACCUGCGUUGGACUGAAGGGAUCAGAGACGCCCAGAUCCGAGAGCUGCUGAGUCCCCCAGGCUCUGAGAACCGCACGCAGCUGCGUAACCUGCAGGUCCUGCGUCUGUGUGGGCUGGAGAUCAGCGAGGCCACCCUGCGGCUCAUCAUCCGCCACAUGCCGCAGCUGACGCGCCUGGAGCUCUCCCACAGCCCCCUGACCGACCAGGCCCUCAACCUGCUCACCGCCGUUGGCUCGUCCACCCGCGACACACUCACACACCUCAACCUCGCCGGAUGCAGUAAGCUGUCGGAUCGCUGUCUGGCGUACCUGAAGCGUCUGUCAUGUCUGCGCCUGCUGGACCUCCGCAACAGCAAGGGCGUGUCGCGUCAGGCCUGCGAGACCUUCAUCUCCGAACUGUUUGUCAACGCCAACGCGCUCUACUGCCUAUCAGAUGACAAGCUCAUCCAGAGGAUAUCAUAAAGCCCCUCCCACUUGGGGGACAGACUGUAGGGUUUUGGGGUGGGGUUGGGAAAGAGCGGGAUGGGUAGGGGGUGUGUGUAUGUAAGGCUGUGUGUGUGUGUGUGUGUGUGUGUGUUGAUGUCUGUCUGUCUUUUUCCUCUGUAUGACAGAGGAAAGCUAAAGCUGAGGAAGAGAAUGGAGGCUCAAAGCAUUUUGGGAUGGGAGGGGAUGAGAGGACCGUGGGAUGAGAGAGAGGACGGCGGUGGAGUAGACACUUCCAGGGGUUGGGGGGAGGGAGGGAUAUGGUGCUGUACAAUAUAACAAACGAAACUAAAGACUCAGGAGAGAUGGAGCUUGGUAGCAUGGCUGGUUAGAAGGAUGGAAGGAUGGAUGGAUGGAUGGAUGGAAAAGUCAACUUAUGACGGGUGGAGUGGAGGCAUGUGUACGUGUCGGGGUAUGACCCAAGUCUUAAGUGCUUUAAUAUGUGGCUGUCUAUCAGGGAGAGAGAGGCGUGUCAUACACCCAUGCAGGCACAUCACGCCCCCAUUUAGUGAUGGGGAGGCGGGAAUACAGAUGGUGCGAUAGCCAAUCGAGAGGAAGCUACUGACCAGUGGUUCCUAUGAGGGGCAGAAACAGAAACCUAGGUGCUAUCCCUCUUUGCGAUCCCGUUUUUCUAUAGAGAACCACAGGGUCCCUGUCCAUGUUGUAUAGUCUUCACUCUUAAUAGAAAUGUCCUUGUUUUCCCAUUUGUCAUUUUUUCUGAGGAUGUUCAGAUCAGUUCACUCCCAGUUUUUUUUUUUUUUUUUCCACUGUUUUCAUGCGUCCCAAGUUUUAUAUAAAUAAGGAAUGCUUUUGGCUCCAAAUCCAUCCUUGCUCCACUUCAAUAUCUUAAAAAGGAUAUAAAUAUAUAUAAAUAUAUACUUUUGUGUACAUGUAUUCUUUUCCCUAGUAUGAAAGAAGUCCUGUAGCAAUGUCAUUAUUUUCAGAAGCCUUUUUCACUUUUCUGUUUUUUGUUUUGUUGUUUUUUUUUUCAAGAAAAAUAAAUACUACGGUGGACAAAAA
Clupea harengus (Atlantic herring) is the source of this 4834-nucleotide messenger RNA. RefSeq names its product lysine-specific demethylase 2A-like (gene kdm2ab). Gene Ontology annotation, molecular function: protein binding; zinc ion binding; DNA binding. The transcript has 21 exons. NCBI's taxonomy places the organism in Eukaryota, Metazoa, Chordata, Actinopteri, Clupeiformes, Clupeidae. Bases 89 to 3793 code for a protein of 1234 amino acids. The record is from RefSeq and is a predicted model, not a curated record.